Molecule: messenger RNA, 2667 nt
Organism: Lottia gigantea (owl limpet)
Lineage: Eukaryota; Metazoa; Mollusca; Gastropoda; Lottiidae
Exons: 21
Coding region: 1-2667 (888 amino acids)
Biological process (GO): protein import into nucleus
Cellular component (GO): nucleus; cytoplasm
Molecular function (GO): small GTPase binding; nuclear import signal receptor activity
Source: RefSeq, a predicted model, not a curated record
AUGGCGUGGCAGCCAGAAGAGUCAGGGCUUCAACAGAUUUUACAACUUUUGAAGGAGUCUCAGUCCCCCGAUACGGCGACUCAGAGAGCCGUUCAACAAAAAUUAGAAGAACUAAAUAGAUACCCAGAUUUCAAUAAUUAUCUCAUAUUCGUUCUCACAAAAUUGAAAACUGAAGAUGAUCCCACCAGAUCUUUGAGUGGUCUUAUUCUAAAAAAUAAUGUUCGAGCUCAUUUUGAGAAGUUUCCAGCUGAAGUGACAACCUUCAUAAAACAAGAAUGUUUGAACAGUAUUGGAGACCAAUCUCCGUUGAUCCGAGCUACAAUUGGUAUCCUAGUAACCACUAUUGUAGCGAAGGGUGAACUACGAAAUUGGUCUGAGUUGUUACCUACGUUAUGUCAGUGUCUAGAAUCUGAAGAUUACAAUAUCUGUGAGGGAGCUUUUGGAGCCUUGCAGAAAAUCUGUGAGGAUUCGGCUGAAUGUCUGGACAAUGAUUCUGUAAACAGACCAUUAAAUAUUCUUAUUCCGAAAUUUCUACAGUUCUUUAGGCAUCAAAGUCCUAAAAUCAGAUCCCAUGCUAUAGCGUGUGUUAAUCAGUUUAUUAUCAGCCGAACCCAGGCCUUGAUGGUCCAUAUUGAUACUUUUAUAGAGAAUUUAUUUUUUCUGGCGAGUGAUGAAGACACGGAAGUGCGUAAGAAUGUUUGUCGAGCGUUGGUUAUGUUGGUGGAAGUCAGAAUGGACAGAUUGAUGCCACACAUCAAUAACAUUAUAGAGUAUAUGUUGCUAAGGACACAAGAUAACGACGACGGCGUGGCAUUGGAAGCGUGUGAAUUCUGGUUAUCUCUAGCAGAACAGGCUGUAUGUAAAGAAGUUCUGUCCAGUCAUAUUGCCAGAUUAGUUCCAAUUCUUGUAAAGGGAAUGAAAUAUUCAGAGAUUGAUAUCAUACUGCUCAAGGGUGACGUAGAAGAGGAUGAAAUGAUUCCUGAUAAUGAAUCCGACAUUAAACCACGAUUUCAUAAAUCUAAAACACACAAUCAGAAACGAGCAGAAGAUAAUGCUGAGGAGGAUGGAGAAUCAGAAGAGGGUUAUGAUGAUGAUGAAAGUUUAUCAGAUUGGAAUCUCAGAAAAUGUUCAGCUGCAGCGUUAGAUGUGUUAGCCAAUGUGUUCCAUGAAGAUAUUUUACCAUUUCUCCUCCCAAUCCUGAAGGAGACGUUAUUCAGUAACGACUGGGAAAUACGGGAGUCGGGAAUACUGGUGCUGGGAGCGAUUGCCGAGGGAUGUAUGAAUGGAAUGAUGCCCCAUCUUCCAGAACUUGUACCAUAUCUCAUCAAUUGGUUGUCAGAUAAAAAGGCGUUAGUUCGUUCCAUCACAUGCUGGACAUUGAGUCGUUACGCUCACUGGGUCGUAGGUCAACCUCAUGAGAGAUACUUAAAACCACUGAUGACGGAGUUAUUAAAGAGAGUGUUGGACAGUAAUAAAAGAGUCCAGGAGGCUGCGUGCUCGGCGUUCGCUACCCUAGAGGAAGAGGCCUGUACCGAACUAGUACCAUAUCUAUCUUUUAUCUUAGAGACCCUGGUCUACGCUUUCGGCAAAUAUCAGCAUAAGAAUCUGUUAAUAUUGUACGAUGCUAUCGGAACUUUGGCGGAUUCAGUUGGACACCAUUUAAAUAAAGAGGAAUAUGUGAAGAUGUUGAUGCCACCGUUGAUUAAUAAAUGGAAUAUGUUGAAAGAUGAAGAUAAAGAUUUAUUUCCCCUUCUAGAGUGUUUAUCAAGCGUAGCCACAGCUCUCCAGUCAGGAUUUCUCCCAUAUUGUGAACCAGUCUACAGACGAUGUGUUUCCCUAGUUGAACAGACAUUAAACCAAAAUUAUGCUAACCUUCAGCAACCAGAGCAGUAUGACCCCCCUGAUAAAGAUUUUAUGAUAGUAGCGUUAGAUCUACUGAGUGGACUAGCAGAAGGAUUAGAAGGAAAUAUUGAAGGUCUGGUAGCUAAUAGCGCCAUACUCAAAUUACUCUUUCAGUGCAUGCAGGACAUGAUGCCAGAGGUUCGUCAGAGUUCGUUUGCGUUGCUAGGAGAUUUAACGAAGGCUUGUUUUCAACAUGUCAAGGCUUGUAUAGGUGAUUUUAUGCCGAUCUUAGGAGCCAAUUUAAACCCAGAAUUUAUUUCUGUUUGUAAUAACGCUACCUGGGCCAUUGGCGAAAUAUCUCUCAAAAUGGGAGCUGAUAUGGAGCCGUACGUGAAGUUAGUGAUCAACCCUCUAAUAGAUAUCAUCAACAGACCUAAUACACCCAAAACACUGCUCGAAAAUACAGCCAUUACGAUUGGACGGAUUGGUUUAGUAUGUCCCGCGGAAGUGGCUCCUUUGUUACAACAGUUUAUACGUCUAUGGUGUACAUCGCUACGUAACAUCAGAGACAACGAGGAAAAGGAUUCUGCAUUCCGGGGAGUUUGUCUAAUGAUUAGUGCUAAUCCAGGUGGCGUUGUUCAAGAUUUUAUAUUUUUCUGCGAUGCCGUAGCUUCCUGGGUUCAUCCUAAACAAGACCUUCGCGACAUGUUCUACAAGAUUCUACAUGGUUUCAAGAAUCAAGUAGGAGAUGAGAACUGGGGUAAAUUCUCAGAUCAAUUCCCUCAGGCUCUACGAGAACGUCUCGCAGUCAAUUACCAAGUCUGA